CGCGCCGGCACACCGAGAGCGCUGCCGCCGCGGCGGGCGCUGCCCCGCGGAACGCAGCCCUCGACCCAUCACACACACACGCGAACAUCUCGCCCCGCGGUGGGGUCGCGACCACCCGCGGGCCGCCGCGGACGGAGCCCCUCGGCGGGGCCGGUCCCGCAGACACCCCCCCCCCCGCCGGGCUGUGAGCCCCCCCCGCGGGACGCGCCGUCCCGGUUCACCGGGGCGGGGGCGGGGGGACUGUGCGGGGGUGACCGGCGGGACUACAUCUCCCGGCAGCCCCCGCGCGGCGCCCCGCAGUGCGCAGGCGCGGCGCGGCGCGGCUCGGCCGGGGCGGCCCAAGAUGGCGGCGCGCUGGAGUAGCGAGAAUGUGGUGGUGGAGUUCCGCGACGCCCAGGCGACGGCGAUGUCGGUGGAUUGCCUGGGACAGCGCGCGGUGCUCUCGGGCCGCCGUUUCCUCUACAUAGUCAACCUGGAUGCACCGAACGAGGGUCAUCGCAAGAUCUCCCGCCAGAGCAAGUGGGACAUUGGGGCAGUGCAGUGGAACCCACACGACAGCUACGCCUACUAUUUUGCAGCUUCAAGUAAUCAGCGAGUUGACCUGUAUAAGUGGAAGGAAGGCAAUGGGGAAGUUUGCACGUCACUGCAAGGACACACACGUGUGAUCAGCGACCUGGACUGGGCAGUGUUUGAGCCAGACCUACUGGUCACCAGUUCUGUGGACACAUACAUCUACAUCUGGGACAUCAAGGACACCAGGAAGCCCACGGUCUCGCUCUCUGCAGUCGCUGGAGCUUCCCAGGUGAAAUGGAACAAGAAGAAUGCCAACUGUUUAGCAACAAGCCACGAUGGGGAUGUCCGAAUAUGGGACAAAAGGAAACCCAGCACUGCAGUGGAGUAUUUGGCAGCUCAUCUCUCCAAAAUCCAUGGUCUGGACUGGCAUCCUGACAAUGAGUACACACUGGCCACUUCCAGCCAGGACAACUCUGUCAGGUUCUGGGAUUACCGUCAGCCUCGGAAAUACCUCAAUAUCCUUCCCUGCCAGGUUCCUGUCUGGAAGGCAAGAUACACGCCUUUCAGCAAUGGGCUGGUGACAGUGAUGGUCCCCCAACUUCGUCGGGAGAACAGUCUCCUUCUGUGGAAUGUCUUUGACCUGAACACGCCUGUCCACACUUUUGUGGGACACGAUGAUGUCGUGCUGGAGUUUCAGUGGAGGAAGCAGAAAGAAGGUUCCAAAGACUACCAGCUGGUGACGUGGUCCCGCGAUCAGACCCUGCGGAUGUGGCGGAUCGACUCCCAGCUGCAGAGGCUCUGUGCUAAUGAUAUCCUGGAUGGAGUUGAGGACCUGAUUGAUGGGAUUUCUCACCUGCCAGAGCCAGACAAGACCCUUCACCCCCAGGAUGCGGAACCCCAGCAUAACUCUGGACACGGGGAUGAGGAAGCCUUAAAAGAAGAUUUCCUGAAUGACCCUCUGGUGGGAAAGAAAACGGACCAGCUGGGGCUGCCUCAAACCCUGCAGCAGGAGUUCUCACUGAUCAAUGUGCAGAUCCGAAAUGUCAAUGUGGAGAUGGAUGCAGUGAGUCGCAGCUGUACGGUGUCGGUGCACUGCGGCAACCACAGAGUCAGGAUGCUGGUGAUGUUCCCUGUCCAGUAUCCCAAUAACGCUGCACCGUCCUUCCAGUUCAUCAACCCAACCUCGAUCACAGCCUCCAUGAAGGCAAAGCUGCUGAAGAUACUGAAAGACACUUCCCUGCAGAAAGUGAAGCGGAACCAGAGCUGCUUGGAGCCCUGCCUGCGUCAGCUGGUCUCCUGGCUGGAGUCUGUUGUGAACCAAGAGGACAGCACGUCCAGCAAUCCCUACGCUUUGCCAAACUCCGUAACACCCCCCUUGCCCACGUUCGCCCGGGUCUCCAACGCCUACGGCUCCUACCAGGACUCGAACAUCCCAUUUCCACGGACCUCUGGAGCCAGGUUCUGUGGUGCAGGGUACCUGGUGUACUUCACGAGACCCAUGACCAUGCACCGCGCGGUGUCUCCGAUGGAGCCCACGCCCAGGUCCCUGUCAGCUCUGUCAGCGUACCACAGUGGCCUCAUCACUCCGAUGAAGAUCCGCACGGAGACUCCGGGCAACCUGCGUCUGUACAGUGGGAGCCCGACACGCAGCGAGAAGGAGCAGGUCUCCAUUAGCUCCUUCUACUACAAAGAGAGGAUGUCUCCUCGCUCUGCCCGGCGACGUUGGUCCAUACAAGCAAUUAACGACUUCCCGAAAUCGAGGAGGUGGAAAAGCAAACGAGAGGGGACAGAUGCCAACAACAGACCCAUCAAAGCUGCUGGGAAAGUUAUUAUCCAAGAUAUUUCCUGCUUGCUGCCUGUCCACAAGCUGCUGGGAGAGCUCUACAUACUGAAUGUGAAUAAUAUCCAGGAGACUUGCCAGAAGAACGCUGCCUCGGCCUUGGCUGUGGGACGGAGGGACCUCGUACAGGUUUGGUCACUGGCCAUGGUAGCCACUGAUCUCUGUCUCGGACCGAAGUCUGACCCAGAUUUGGAGAUACCUUGGGCACAACAUCCAUUUGGACGUCAAUUACUGGAGUCCUUGCUGGCUCAUUACUCACAGCUCCACGACGUGCAGACCCUGGCCAUGCUCUGCAGUGUGUUUGAAGCCCAGUCCAGGCUACAGGGGUGCCCCAACUCCUACGGCCCCUUUCCUCAGCGUGCCUCCAACCUGGCCUCCCACAGCCGAUACCCCAGCUUUACUUCCUCUGGCUCCUGUUCCAGCAUGUCAGAUCCUGGAAUUGGCACCGGGGGCUGGAGCAUAGCAAACAAAGACACGGAGCAGGCCUCCACUCCCUGGUGCGAGUCUUCUCCGGAUGAGUUCCGCUACGGAAACCUCAUGUAUCCUGAUCAUCGGGAGCGGGAGAAAGACCAGCAUGAGAAAAACAAAAGGCUGCUGGAUCCUGCCAACACUCAGCAAUUCGAUGACUUUAAGAAGUGCUAUGGAGAAAUCCUUUAUCGCUGGGGCCUGCGAGAGAAGCGGGCGGAGGUUCUGAAGUUUGUCUCGUGUCCCCCUGAUCCCCACAAAGGAAUUGAGUUCGGGGUGUACUGCAGCCACUGCCGCAGCGAGGUGCGCGGCACCCAGUGUGCCAUCUGCAAGGGCUUCACCUUCCAGUGCGCCAUCUGCCACGUGGCCGUGCGCGGCUCCUCCAACUUCUGCCUGACCUGCGGACACGGGGGCCACACCAGCCACAUGAUGGAGUGGUUCCGCACGCAGGAGGUGUGUCCCACGGGCUGCGGGUGCCACUGCCUGCUCGAGAGCACCUUCUGAGCAGGGGGGACAGCGGGGCUGCCCCGCAACGGGGUGGAGGAUUUCAUUCCCAAGCCAUGUUGAGUCGGCUCUGCUCCGCGGUGUCCGGAGGGGAUCGUCACGAGGAGCUGAAGCGGGAUGUCCUGGCCACGCGCUGUGGUGAUGUUUACAGGUGCUUCCAGUACUCCUACACUUCCCAGGUUGCUUUCAGAUUGAUUUGACUGAAUUCCCUGUGUCCAUUGCUGGCAAUGGAUGCCAGACCAGAAAAACUGCUCUCUCCUGCAGAGGGGUGUGUGAACAUUGGUGCGUUUGGGAUGAGGAGAUGUUUGAAAGCUCCCCUGGAAAGAGCCCACCUGGCAGAGCCAAACUCACUCCAGCGAUGUAGUGUCUUUCCAGGUGCCUCCUUACAGGGGCUCAAAGUGAGCAAAACAGUUGUUUUACACACUUAAGGCAGACAUAAUUCUCAACCAACAGUGAGCUCUAAAGGUGAGCUGUAAAUGGCGCUUGAAGAGCAAAUAGUCUGUGAGACUGUGCUCAGAGUUACUUAUUUUGAAUGGUUGUUUACAUUGUUUAGAUUUCCCCAUAAAGCAAGAGAAGGAAAUGGCAUUUUUCAGCAUUACUUCUUAAAUAGCUUCCUGCUCACUGGUCAGUACCUGUGGCUGGUGCAAAAAGCCCAGCCAAGCACCCAAGGUCCCUGGGAUUAGUUGCUUCCAGCAGUUUUAGUACUGCGAGGCUUUAAGGUGUCUCCGUCUCCUGCUCUGACCAGGUGAAAAAAUGCACUUUAACCUGUCCCUGCCUUGUAGCUGACACUUCCUGGUGACUGGGAAAGGCUCCUGCCUUUGAGUUUGGGAUCCACAUUGUCUUUCCAUAGAUGGUGGCAUAUUGGAAAGCCUUUGCUUCCUCACUGAGAAAACACAAGGACACUGGUUCCAUGCAACUCCUUUUGGCUGUUGUCUCCAAGCUCUACGGGGAAAAUUAUGGAUAAUUUGAGAUAUGCUGCUGCUGUGCUUGAGUGAUGAGGCUCCUGAGCCAGGGAGGCUGCAGUUUCUAGGGAAAAAGGGGUUUUGGAAGCAUGGUAAGAUCCAGGGAGGCAAAAAGUUUAUGCCCUUUCUCCCUGUGGACCUUUAAUUGGAGAAUGUAUGGAUCUGUCUGUUGGGGCCGUGCCCGCUGGCACUCCCAGCCCGGGGACGCUGCUCUGUGGUGAGUGCACACCCGGAGCUCACAGCCUGUGCCUCUCUGGGCUGGGCUCAGCCUGAGCUCUGGAUUUGGGCGAGUGUGUGGUCAGGGAUGAGCCCACUAGGGCUGCCCCCACCCGUGCCAGAGCUGAUCCCUCCCUCUGGGGCCCCCUGCCAUGCCCCCUCCCAACCCCUGUGCUAGCUCAGGCUGUGGGAUCCUGCUGUGGAAUAAACAGAUGUUGUAUCUUAAAACAUUAAAAUUAUUUUUUUAA
Molecule: messenger RNA, 4748 nt
Organism: Pseudopipra pipra
Lineage: Eukaryota; Metazoa; Chordata; Aves; Passeriformes; Pipridae
Gene: WDR59
Product: WD repeat domain 59
Exons: 27
Coding region: 344-3322 (992 amino acids)
Biological process (GO): cellular response to amino acid starvation; positive regulation of TORC1 signaling
Cellular component (GO): vacuolar membrane; Seh1-associated complex
Molecular function (GO): signaling adaptor activity; protein binding
Source: RefSeq, a predicted model, not a curated record